Molecule: messenger RNA, 2188 nt
Organism: Parasteatoda tepidariorum (common house spider)
Lineage: Eukaryota; Metazoa; Arthropoda; Arachnida; Araneae; Theridiidae
Source: RefSeq, a predicted model, not a curated record
AGAUAAUACAUUAAAAUAGAUAUAAAUAAAAGAUUCGAAAUCACUUGAGUUGUCUCGUCAGGUCUCGGUGAAAGGUGGCACCAUGGUUUCAAAAAGAGCAGCUGUUAUUGGUGGAGGUCCUUGUGGAUUAGGGGCUAUACAAACAUUAAAGCAAGAAGGUAUAGAACCAGUAUGCUUUGAAAGAACAGGUCAUAUAGGAGGACUUUGGAGGUACCACGAUGAUGACGUAGAUGGAAUAGCUUCAGUAAUGAAGACUACUAUUAUCAAUACGAGUAAGGAACUGGGUGCCAUGAGUACAUUCCCACCCCUAGCUGAAUAUCCAAACUAUAUGCACAAUACUUUAAUGCACGAAUAUAUAGUAAAAGCAGCAGAACAAAAUGGUCUCCUGCCUCAUGUACGUUAUCAUCAUGAGACAAAAUCGAUAGAGAUGGCAGAAGAUUAUGAGAAAACAGGACGCUGGAAAGUAACCAAUAAGAACACCCAAACGGGAGAGCUAGUAUCAGAAAUUUUUGACUUCGUAUGUGUAUGUAUAGGCCAUCAUGUUUAUCCCAAUAUUCCAACUUUUCCAAACCAGGAAGAGUUUGAGGGUAAAAUAAUGCAUACACAUAGCUUGAAAAAAGUAGAUGGAUUUGAAGAUCAACGUGUAGUUGUAGUUGGAGUUGGUAACUCUGGAAUGGAUGCUGCCGUGGAAUUAAGUGCUGUUACAAAACAAGUAAUGUCACUGAAUACCAAAACUGGUGUAAGUUACUUACACCAAGUGGUUCAAAAGAACAUUCUUGGUGUUUUAGUACACCAGGAACUAUCUUUGGUUCUUGUUGCAGUGGAACAUCAAAGACCAAGCGUUAUCUGUAAUGUUAUCUGUGUUGUUAUGUAUUGUUUCUUACUGUGUGAAGAAACAGAAGCGGAUACUGUAUUUUUGGCUACUGGAUACAAAGUGAUGUUUCCCUUUCUUAGUGACGAUAUAGUCCGAGUUGUUGAUAACAAAGUUCAACUUUACAAAUUUAUGUAUCCACCACACUUACCACAUCCUACUCUUGCCAUCCUAGGUUUAGUACAACCAAAUGGUCCUGGUUUUCCUGUUGGUGAAAUGCAAUGCAGAUGGGCUAGUAGGGUGAUGUCAGGAAAACUCAAACUACCAUCUAAGGAACAGAUGAUAGCUGACAUCGAUGAAAGAUUGAAAUGGAUUCGUGGAAGAUUUGUCGAUUCCCCACGACACACAUUGCAAGUUGAUUUUAUUUCUUAUCAAGAUGAGCUUGCAGAAGAAAUCGGAGUUAAGCCUAAUUUUUGGAAAAUAGCUUUCACUGAUCCCAAAUUGUUUUGGGCUCUUUUAUUUGGACCUUCUCUUUCUUACCAAUACCGACUGCAAGGACCUCAUUCCUGGGAUGGAGCAAGAAAUGCAAUACUUACUUAUAAAGACAGAAUAAUGACUCCUUUGCAGAGACCAGGACAUCAGAAAACAGAAAACAAAAAGCAGUUGAUGAAUAUGCGGUUAAUUAUCAAAUUAUUAUUUUUGCUGCCAUUUUUGUAUUUCUUUUUUCUAGUUAUGUUUAGGUGAAGUUUUUUUUAUAUUUGAUUCAGAAAUAAUAUCUUUCUGUUUACUGUAAUUGGAAAAGAAAGAGAAAAAAUUCUUGACCUUUUAUUAAUUUUAGGCACCUUUACAGUGUGGAAAAAUCAGUUAAACGCCAGUACAGAGUGGCUAAUCUUGAAUUUGACUUUGUAUUCAAUAUUUAUUAUUAUUGAAUGCUUUUCUUAUAUGCAUGACUUCGUAUCGGGUAGAAAAAAAAUUGAUUCAAAUACGUUUUCUUACUUAAACUGCCAUCGCUCACCAGAAAAAGUGAAAUGGUAGUGUGUUUGUCAUGGCAUGAAACACACAAAUCUUCAAUUGUUUUACUCAUUUUUGGAAGAAAAAAAAAAUUCUUUCUUUAAAAUUCAAAACUUCAAACAUUCUAGAAGUUUCAAUUUUUUUUCCUUUUUGAACAAUAGUGACUUUAUAAAGUUUCUACUUCAUAGUUUCAAUUGAAACUUAUUUAACAACUUGCCAAUUUAUGAUUGCGUAAAGUGUGCUAAGUUUCUAUUCACCUCAUAUUUUUUUGUUAAUCUUCUACUUAUUUUCAUGUCUUUUUUUGUAAGAAAUGUAUUAAAUUAAAAAUUGAAAUUAGUUAAUAAAUGUUAUGAGCAUCAUUUCUAA